CUUGGUAUCUGACCAGUUCUCGAUGAUUUAGCCUUCAGCUAUACACCAGAUAUAACGCUUCAUUUAACUUUUCUUUCUCUCCGUUUCUUUCGUUGAACUAUUAGGCGUGUUUUUAUUGUUGACUGCACUUUCUUCACGUUGAAUUUGAUAAACCAUUGUAAUAAGCUGGUUUGGUAGCAAUUACUCUUUUGGGAAAUAUAUUAAACUCUUGGACCCACUCUAUAAUCACUGGUUGAGUAUAAUUAAUUAGCGUCUUAAGAAAUUACCAUUGAGUGGAACGUAGAUACCUGUGAUAGUGGAUGAUUCUUCUUGAUAAAAUAAAGGAAUGGGUAACGUAUAGAAUUGCGUAUUUCCGGUAUAGUAAAAAGUAACGCAUUUCUAAUUUGAUUGUAGGCAAUAAAAAAUGUCUGCUCCUAAUGGUGAUGUUCGGAAACAAGUCGCUGAAAAUGAUGGAAAUGAGGAAUUCGUAUCGUUUCCUGAAGUCAUCGAUGGAAAAAUCGCAACGGAAGAAUUUUUGGCGGCAGCACAAGGCAUAGUUCGAAUGGUUGAUAAAUUUGGAAAACUCUUCGCACCUGUCAAAUAUGAUAUGCAGGGAAAUAUCGACAAGAUCAAUACGAAAUAUAAUAGCAAUAGGCAGCAGCAUCUCACUCUGCAGGAUUUGAUUCUCUUGGAGAAAGCAGGAGGUCGUGAUUUGAUUGCUACUGACGCAUUAUUGUGGCUAAGAAGGGGACUUUAUAUGAUACAGUUAUUUUUUGAAGAAAUUAUUGAAGAUCAUAAAGCUGGUAGGAGGACUGAAGAUCUUGGUGCUUUUUUGAAAAAAGCAUAUAAAGAAGCUUUGGAACCAUUUCAUGGCUGGAUGGCGCAACAACUUUUUAACCUUAUAGCAAGAAUGGUACCUACAAAGACAGCUUUGCUGCAAGCCAUGGCUAAUGGGAAACCAGGUCAAGAGGAUAUUACGUUAAAGGAUUUGGAGGUAGUUCUUAUAGGAAUGAAAACAAAUGUUAUAAAUUUAUGUUCCUUCUAUGAACAAUAUAAUCUUAAUAACAAUGCGAGAGUGUAACACAUAUUGUGUGAUUCAAUGAUAUGUUCAGAAUUAAGAAGCACUGAUUAUUCCUGCCAUAUACUACUUGUCAAAAACUUAAGAUUUUAUAACGCUUGUUCAGUACUUGUAAGAGAAUUUUAUAUUUGUCUAUCACUUGAACAUGAG
This is a messenger RNA of Cephus cinctus (wheat stem sawfly), 1207 nucleotides long. RefSeq names its product glycolipid transfer protein. Gene Ontology annotation, molecular function: ceramide 1-phosphate transfer activity; ceramide 1-phosphate binding. Gene Ontology annotation, biological process: ceramide transport; intermembrane lipid transfer. The coding region runs from base 404 to 1060 and encodes 218 amino acids. Gene Ontology annotation, cellular component: cytosol; cytoplasm; membrane. NCBI's taxonomy places the organism in Eukaryota, Metazoa, Arthropoda, Insecta, Hymenoptera, Cephidae. The transcript is spliced from 6 exons. The record is from RefSeq and is a predicted model, not a curated record.